This is a messenger RNA of Lathyrus oleraceus (garden pea), 1161 nucleotides long. Its product is annotated as ethylene-responsive transcription factor ERF039. NCBI's taxonomy places the organism in Eukaryota, Viridiplantae, Streptophyta, Magnoliopsida, Fabales, Fabaceae. Bases 133 to 849 code for a protein of 238 amino acids. Gene Ontology annotation, molecular function: DNA-binding transcription factor activity; DNA binding. The transcript has a single exon. Gene Ontology annotation, biological process: regulation of DNA-templated transcription. The record is from RefSeq and is a predicted model, not a curated record.
AAAAGAUUAACGAUUUGGCACUUGUCUUCUCAUUCAUUCUCUCUCUCUUCUUUUUCUCCCCCUACUCUAGUUCUUCUCUCUCUCUACAUUCUCUUCCAUAAAUUCACAAUAACAAACAACUCACUCACAGCAAUGACACAAACAACAACAACCUCUUCAGAAACAACCACCACGACAACAACCUCAAACUCCUCCACCUCUUCAUCUUCUUCACCACCACCACCUUCACAUUCAACCCAAAAACAAACCCAGACAAAGCCCAGAGACGACGACAACAACAAUAAUAACAAACACCCAACCUACCAUGGCGUAAGAAAACGCAGCUGGGGAAAAUGGGUGUCGGAAAUUCGAGAACCUCGCAAAAAAUCACGAAUCUGGCUCGGAACAUUCUCAACACCAGAAGCUGCAGCUAGAGCACACGACGUAGCAGCUUUAACCAUCAAAGGCAAAACCGCAAUUCUCAAUUUUCCUAAUAUCUCCAACAUGCUUCCUAUACCUGCCACGUCAGCACCACGUGACAUUCAAGCCGCAGCGACAGCGGCAGCAGCUAUGGUUGACUUUGAUGAACCUGUCGUGCACGUGACUGAACAAUGUUGUUCUGAAUCUGAUGAGUCUGAACAAGAACAAGAACAAGAACUUAGUCAAAUUGUUGAACUUCCUAAAAUUAAUGAAGGUGAAGAUGACUCGGUUGUUGACUCAGCUGGUUCUGAGUUUGUUUUGCUUGAUGACUCGGUUGGUAGUACUAACUGGGUUUAUCAUCAUCCUUUUACUCCCUCAAUUGGUUUUGAAGAUGGAAUUGAAUUCUAUGCUACUUUUUCUGAUGAUUUUUUAUCACCCAUUUGGGAUUGAAAUCAUGGGUUGUUUUCAAUUUCAUCAAAUUUUCUACUUUUGGAAUUGGAACAUUACUGUAAUAUAUUUAGUAUAUUAUUAUUACUACUACACUUUAUUCUCAAACAUUGUUAUUAUAAUUUUUAGUUAAGGUCUUAGGUAGUACUCCAAAUCCAAGUUGAAACUCAAACCUUUUCUUUUCUCUCUCUAUGCAUAGUCUUUGGUGGCUUCUUCUGUUUACUAGAAACGGACAAUGUGAAUGCUGAAUAAGUUUCAGCCACAAAAUAGUGUAAUAAUGGACUCCAAAUAAUAAUUUUUUCACUGUUUGAUAUA